Gamsiella multidivaricata is the source of this 795-nucleotide messenger RNA. RefSeq lists its product as uncharacterized. The record is from RefSeq and is a predicted model, not a curated record. Bases 1 to 795 code for a protein of 264 amino acids. The transcript has a single exon. NCBI's taxonomy places the organism in Eukaryota, Fungi, Mortierellomycota, Mortierellomycetes, Mortierellales, Mortierellaceae.
AUGUCUGAGAGGGAUCAAGUUCUUCAAUGGCUCGAGGACAAAAUCGCACCUCCAAUGGCUCCUAGGGCUCCUAGGGCUCCUAGGGCCCCUAAUGCCGAUGAGGCGAUUUCGCAGCCAUUUUUCAGCGGUGUGAAUACCUCCGACCCCGCGGCAUCUGCCCUUGAGAUCUUCCGCGAUCCUAAGAACCACGUCGACGCUACUGCAUCCAUCCUGACCUUUGCAGGAAACAAGGCCAACUUCCAUCCAGCGACGCAAGACAUCUCCCAAGCUGCCCAAAGCUACGAUAAUUACAUCGACAAGAUCAGUACCUUCCCCGGAUUCACUCUUACCUUCAACGAACGAUCCCAAUCUUUCCAGUCCAGUGUCAACAUCGAUUUAAUGAUUGGGGAUAUCAAGAGCGCGUACGAGGGCGUUGUCGAGGUGGAUGUCACCAAGGUCGUUGAUUCUGUUAAACGCAUGGCGAACAGCGUUCUUUCUCAGUCUCAUGCCGAUGAAUCGAGAUCGCUGUUCAACCAGAUGGCUAUCAAGAGAACUUCUGCCUCGACCGCUGUGGAUGUCAGUAUUUUCUACACCACUUUCCACAUGAAGAAGGACAAGAGCGGCAAGAAGACCUACACCGAGCAGAGCUAUUCUAUCAACAGAACCGUGUUCAAGGUCAACGCAGCCGUCUUGGUGGCCAAUGCAGAGACCUUCGCGGAGAGUAUCCUCAAGACCCCCAUCAAGGACUGGCUGGAUGACAGCAGCACUCCUACCGAUAAUAAGAUGAAGUCCUGCUUUGAGAAACACCUGAACUAG